Messenger RNA from Punctularia strigosozonata HHB-11173 SS5, 1221 nucleotides. Its product is annotated as kinase-like protein. The record is from RefSeq and is a predicted model, not a curated record. The coding region runs from base 1 to 1221 and encodes 406 amino acids. Gene Ontology annotation, biological process: endocytosis; peptidyl-serine phosphorylation; signal transduction. NCBI's taxonomy places the organism in Eukaryota, Fungi, Basidiomycota, Agaricomycetes, Corticiales, Punctulariaceae. Gene Ontology annotation, cellular component: cytoplasm; nucleus. Gene Ontology annotation, molecular function: ATP binding; protein serine/threonine kinase activity. The transcript is spliced from 7 exons.
AUGACCGCACCGCAGAUAAUAUCGUCCUCGACGCACCAGUCGUCCGGCUCGAACGGCAUGGUCGGGACGCACUACAAGGUUGGCAAGAAGAUCGGCGAGGGCUCGUUCGGCGUCGUCUUCGAAGGCACGAACACGCUGACCAACCAGCCGGUGGCGAUCAAAUUUGAACCCCGCAAGUCCGACGCGCCCCAGCUGCGCGACGAGUACCGCUCCUACCGCACCCUUAACGGCACCGUCGGUGUCCCGCACGUGCACUACUUCGGCCAGGAGGGCUUGCACAAUGUCCUCGUCAUCGACCUCCUCGGCCCCAACCUCGAAGACCUCUUCGACAUGUGCGGUCGCAAGUUCACGAUCAAGACCGUCUGCAUGGCCGCGAAGCAGAUGAUCACUCGUGUCCAAUCCAUACACGACAAGUCGUUGAUCUACCGCGACAUCAAGCCCGACAACUUCUUGAUCGGUGUCCCGACCACCAAGAACGCCAACCUCAUCCACAUCAUCGAUUUCGGCAUGGCGAAACACUAUCGGGACCCGAAAACGAAGGUCCACAUACCGUAUCGGGAACGCAAGUCGCUGUCGGGCACGGCCCGCUACAUGUCGAUCAACACCCAUCUCGGGCGUGAGCAGUCUCGCCGCGAUGACCUCGAAUCCCUCGGCCACGUCUUCAUGUACUUCCUCCGCGGCGGACUGCCGUGGCAGGGUCUCCGUGCGCAGACGAACAAGCAAAAGUACGAGAAGAUUGGCGAGAAGAAGCAGACGACGCCGAUUGAAGAGCUGUGCGAGGGCUUCCCUGAGGAGUUCGCGAUCUACAUGAACUACGUCCGCAAGCUUGGCUUCGAGGAGAACCCGGACUAUGACUUUCUCCGCGAGCUGUUCACGAAGGUCAUCAAGACCCUUGGCGAGAUUGAAGACGGCAUGUACGACUGGAUGCUCCUUAACGGCGGCAAAGGCUGGGAAUUUAGCAGCGUGAGUUCCCCUCCUUGCACCGUGCCGUGCGUCCGCACUGAACCACAUUCCAUCAGUCCCACCCAUCCUCUACCCCGCACACGCCGCGCGCGGAGCGCAAGGAGCGCGAGCACGGCCGCCGGCAGUCGCGCCAACAUCUGCAGGACGCCUCCGGCGCCCAGUCGUCCCCGCUCGUGCUCAGCCCGACGCCCGCGCGGCUCAAGGACUCGGGCCGGCGCAACACCGGCGGCGAUUCGCGCGCCAACUCGCGCGACCUGA